Messenger RNA from Salvelinus namaycush (lake trout), 2889 nucleotides. Its product is annotated as purine nucleoside phosphorylase-like. The transcript is spliced from 6 exons. Bases 199 to 1080 code for a protein of 293 amino acids. NCBI's taxonomy places the organism in Eukaryota, Metazoa, Chordata, Actinopteri, Salmoniformes, Salmonidae. The record is from RefSeq and is a predicted model, not a curated record. Gene Ontology annotation, molecular function: purine-nucleoside phosphorylase activity. Gene Ontology annotation, biological process: nucleoside metabolic process. Gene Ontology annotation, cellular component: cytoplasm.
ACCCUCAAAGUAAACUCCCGAAACUUUUAGAAGCGUCAGUACUGAGUUGAGUUGGCUAUUAUUUGAAUAGGCCUAUUUAUCUCUUUACAAACGUUUCACACAUUUAGUCUCAUUGAGGCUAUCCAAACUUGUCAGGUCAGUCAGUCGGUCCAUAAUUUAUUUGAAAAGUAAUUUUUGUCAACUUGCAGGAGCAACAUCAUGUAUCCAGAAUCUACAGUGGGGUGCAGCUUUGAGGAGUGCAGCGCUACAGCUGAAUGGCUCCUGUCCCGGACAGAGAUGCGCCCCCUGGUGGGGAUAGUUUGUGGCUCAGGCUUGGGAGGCUUGGCAGAAAUGCUAAAAGAUCAGAUUGCAUUUAAAUACAGCGACAUUCCUAACUUUCCCCAGAGCACAGUGCAUGGUCACGCUGGCAGGUUGGUGUUUGGCAUGCUGAAAGGGAAAGCAUGUGUUUGUAUGCAGGGAAGAUUCCAUCUCUAUGAGGGAUACCCCAUCCAUAAGGUCACAAUGCCCAUGCGGAUUUUCAAGCUGCUGGGUGUGGAGACUGUCAUCCUGACCAAUGCAGCUGGAGGUCUCAAUCAGGACUACAAGGUUGGGGACAUCAUGAUCAUCAAAGACCACAUCAACAUGCCUGGGUUCGCUGGGAACAACCCACUGGCAGGACCCAAUGAUGAGAGGUUCGGGGUUCGGUUCCCCUCCAUGUCUGAUGCGUACGACAGGGAACUUCUGCAGCUGGCACAAGGUGUGGGGGCGGAGCUUGGCUUUGGUGACUUCCUGAGAGAGGGAGUUUACUGCGUCCUGGGCGGGCCCUCAUUCGAAACCAUCGCUGAGUGUCGUAUGAUGAACAGACUGGGGGCUGACGCUGUGGGCAUGAGUACGGUGCACGAGGUGAUUGUAGCGCGUCACUGUGGGAUGCGUGUGUUCGCCCUGUCCCUGAUCACCAACCAGGCUGUGAUGGACUACGACAGCCAGGAGAAGGCCAACCACAAGGAGGUCCUGGAGACAGGCCAGCUGAGGGCAACGCAGCUAGAGAGACUGGUGUCCAACAUGGUGACCUACAUAGAGCACAACAAUAACGACGCCUGAUAACUCUGACUGACCCUGGUUACACCGUGUGUGUGUGUCUGUGUGUGUGUGGGGGGUGGGGGCGUCUGGCCAAGCCAAGCUGUUCUUUUUCUGUACUUUAACAUUCUUCAAGGUAGCUGUUUGUUGACAACGUGAAUCAUUGUUUAAUGUUUGUUAUGAAAAAAUGACAAUUCGGAGUAAAGUACUAUUAUUUAUGAGCCCUGCACUAAACGUUUAUAAAUAUAGAGCUGUAUUGAGGUGAAUUGACCCGGACGGACAUUAAAUUAACUUUAUAUUUAUUUUUGUUCAGUUCAGAAAUACUUGCACGUUGUACCUUCCCUAACAAGUGUGACUAAUAUGUAGAUUUUAAAAUUAGAUGAUAUAGGUGAAGUAAAUUACCAAAACGUAAGGGUGUUCCCAUAAUAUAGUGGGCUCUAAAGUGCGACCAAUUUGGUCGCAUAUGCAACAAAAUAUUUAGCUGUGCGACUGCAGUUUUAAUUUUGGAGCACAGAAAGAAAGGAAAAGGGAUAGCUUCUUCAGGAGAUCAGUGAUUCUAGUAAAGAUGGUUUAGUAUGAAGAUGCCUAGAAACUGCUUCUCCAAUAGAAAUCCCAGAUCACGCAUGUAGUUAUGCGAUGUCCUGGCAAAGUUAGUUGGCUAAACUCAUGUGCAGAAACACGUCAUUGGGUCGAACUGUCGUGUCGCACUGAACUGCGCAUUUGCAUUCCGGCAAAAUCAAUGGCACUCCUUCGAUAUAAAUGAAAACGUGUCAGUUUGUCACUUUAACAAGGUUAUGACAUGUUCAGCUACUUAAAACAUUGGCUCGAAUCUAGAUUGAAAAUCGAGAAAAUGAACAACUAAGAUAUAAUUUUCCACUUCUCAUUGAUUUCCCAAACCCCAGUCUGGUUUGUUGAGUCGGCUUUGCGAAGCGUUCAUGGAAGUAUCAUAAUGUUGUGCCUCUCUGAGUUUAGAAACUCUGAUCAUAGCAAUGAGUGAAUGACGGUUGUGACUAGAGUGACUUUACGUAGCAGGUUAAGAGAGCAUUUGAGCUAACCCUAGCCAUUUUAUACCCUUAACCUAAGUAUCGUAAUCAACCACGUUAGUUAUCCUAACUUGCUGCAUAAGUUCUACUAACCUGCUAUGAAAAAGUCACUUCCGGUAAUGGCCGUACUCCUUUCUAGUCAAAACCAUGAAUGUCAGAUCUCUUGCAUGUAGUCAUCACAAACUUGACGCUCUUAAAGAGACACUGUACCAUUUUCAAUGUAAUGCAUCUCAAUAAGAAAAUAGUGCUUUUACAUCAUGUAGAAACCUUAUAUUCCCCACAUGACCGGUAUUUGUAUCAACAUUUUAGCUUUUUAUAAUAAACCAAUGUAUUUACAGCAUAACAUAUUCGUUUCUAGGGCACAACAUGUGCUUCAGAAGUAAAUAGAAUUAAUAUAGGCUAUAUGCUCUUAAAAAAAAAAAUGGUGCUUCUAACGUUUUAAAGUUGGGAGCACCAGUGCUACCAAUGACAUGUUUGAAUUUAGAGCAGUGACUGUAAUGUGCUGUAAAGUAGAAGUGUGUUGGUAUACUAACAAUUAUGUUCUCUGUAUAUUUUUAAUACUUAUUUAUAGAAGCACUUUUUUAUCGUGUAAUGUAUGCUUUUUCGUCAACGUCUUAAAAGGGGUUAAACUAGAUUAUUUUACCUUCCAAACGGCGGGUAGUUUUAGCUUUGCCUUAUAAGAAUGCUCAUGAAUGUGUAUAUCAAUGGGGAUUGAAAGGUGAAUAUAGGGUAUUUUGUUGGUGCUACACUCAAGUCUUACUGUCACAAUAAACAGAGUCAACUUGAUAGA